Colletotrichum truncatum is the source of this 1758-nucleotide messenger RNA. RefSeq lists its product as uncharacterized. The record is from RefSeq and is a predicted model, not a curated record. NCBI's taxonomy places the organism in Eukaryota, Fungi, Ascomycota, Sordariomycetes, Glomerellales, Glomerellaceae.
AUGGCUCAACAGCCUUUCCUUUACAACGCCGUCAGUCACAACCACGACCCGCGCUUUCCCGAACCCAAGUUCGACCCCAAGGCAGUGACACGCGCCAGCUGGGAGCCCAAACCGCGGAAGCCAAAACCCAACGGGCCGCUGGUCACUUUCAAUCGCCAUCCUGAUGCUCAUUUGGUGCUCUCACAUCGGUCCAAUAAUUAUGUGUCCCUCAGCCCGAGAACGAAAAGCUGGAUCAAGGCCAUGCGGGUCUUCCAGCUAGGUCUGAGAGUAUUGGAAUUGAUAGCUGCCGCUGGCCUCCUCGCUUUACUCAUUUUGCUGAAUAACAUUGAGACUUUGGCCGGCUGGGUGAUGCGCAUCACGCCGGGUGUCGUCAUGUUGCACUGCUUCUAUGCAAUUUACCAUUUGUCAAGGCCAGCUGGAGGUCGAAGCCCUGCUUCAUCAACCGCUUACCAGCUCUUCUCUGGCAUAUCGGACCUGGGUGUCAUACCUCUCUAUGUGUACGGGGCUUUGAAUGCCAAAGACAACAGUGCCUCCUGGACGGCACGUUGGGUUGACCAGAACCUGUUGGGCUACUUUAUUCCCGCUGUUACCUACACUUUCAUUGGCGCAGGGGGCUUGCACCUGGUAUCUCUUUUCAUCUCAGGAUGGCUAGGUUUAAUGUUUCGCAAGAUUACUCAGAUGCCCCCUGACAUGAAUCCAUUGGAAGAUCAUUUGACCUCUCGGGCUAAGCACAAGAAAAAUAAGUCUAGCGUCACGACCAGCUUCAGUGAUGAAAAUGAGAAACGGCACUCUACACCUCUGGAGGACCGUCGACGGUCUGGUGCACCCUACGAGGACGUUUCUCGACCCCCGAGCAUUCCCUUUCAACAUACUCGAGCCGGAUCUGACCUCUCAAACCUCACGCGGAACUCUUGUACUGAUUUACCCAGCCGGCAGUAUCAAGUUGCUCCUGGAAAGUCGCUGCGGAACUCGGGCGUCGCCAGUGAAUAUACACGCACCUCUGCGCCUCGCUCGUACCGUAGUUCGUACACCGAGGUUUCACUUCACGAUACAAAUACCUCAGCACCUCAAACGCCCAUCUCUUCUCAGAGUUCGCCUUUGACUCAGGCUCGCAACACGGGCAAAUUCACCGAAACUUGGUUCACUACUGACUCAUUGAUCUCUCGUACGCAGAAGCGCAAUCGCGCCAUAGACGCAGCCGCGUUGGCAGGGCAGAAGCGAGCGACCAAUAAAGCAUAUGAAGCCCUCGACCAACGAUACAACCCUGACCAUUCCGACUCAGAGCAAGACGAAAAUGAUCUAGCUGGCAGCGAUUUUGAGAACGACAUUAGCACCAACACGCACCCUAAUCCAUUAGGAUCUAAUCCUCAAUCGGCGCCUGCUAGGAGCAAGGCGCCGUAUCACAUGUCGAGAGACCAUGCCCUCUCUGAGGUGAGCUCCAAUCCGCGACGGGGUAGCGGCAGCAACGAUAUUGCUGAUGAGAGGCUUUCUUCUCUGGCCGCACAACCCUGGCCGCGGAACCGCAAUAGCUCGAUCCAGCCGGAAUCCGAUUUUUACUCUAAGCCUUACGGGGAGCUCAAGCCCGCAACGCCGCCUGUCAUGGUUGGUAGUAACCGACAAGUAUCAUCCGGCAACGACUACGACAACAAGCCGUACUCUGCGGCCUAUGGGCGUCGCAAUGUAAGUGGCAAGGUUGCGGAGGAGGGCCUUGCAGGGUCGAUGAAUGGAUAUUCGCGCCACAGCAUGUUAAAAGAAUGA